Hyaloscypha bicolor E is the source of this 2466-nucleotide messenger RNA. Its product is annotated as glycosyltransferase family 1 protein. Gene Ontology annotation, molecular function: UDP-glycosyltransferase activity; hexosyltransferase activity. The transcript is spliced from 10 exons. Bases 1 to 2466 code for a protein of 821 amino acids. The record is from RefSeq and is a predicted model, not a curated record. Gene Ontology annotation, biological process: carbohydrate metabolic process. Lineage: Eukaryota; Fungi; Ascomycota; Leotiomycetes; Helotiales; Hyaloscyphaceae.
AUGAGGUGGUGUUCUCUGUCCGCCACGAUCAUUCGAUCGCUGCUUCUUAUAGGUCGGCUGCUACAGGAAGAAACCACUGGAUCAAAUUCGGUGAUGGAUCGUCCUUUUGCUCCACCCCCGUCACCAUUGAAUAUUGUCAUCCAAAUCGUGGGAUCACGUGGAGAUGUUCAGCCAUUCGUCGCUUUGGGAUUAAAACUGAAGAAGUCCUUUGGACAUCGAGUCAGGAUUGCUACACAUGCAGUAUUCAAAGAUUUCGUUGAGGGACAUGAACUGGAGUUUUUCAGCAUUGAUGGCAAUCCAGAAGAACUCAUGGCAUUCAUGGUUCGGAAUCCCGGCCUUCUCCCAAGCUACCAAUCUUUACGCAGCGGUGAAGUGAAACAGCAGAGAAAAAAUAUGUAUGCAAUUUUGAAGGGAUGCUGGAGAGCAUGUAUCGAACCAGGUGAUGGGAUGGAUGAAAGCCACCAUCAAUCGCGCUUCAAUAUUCGAGACCAACAAGCGAAGCCAUUCAUUGCGGAUGCCAUCAUCGCGAAUCCUCCCAGCUUCGCUCACAUACAUUGUGCUGAGAGAUUGGGAAUUCCUCUACAUCUGAUGUUCACGAUGCCUUAUUCUCCAACUGAAGCAUUUCCACAUCCUCUUGCACAUAUAGAGAGCUCGGAUCUUGCAUUUGGAAUGACCAAUCGGCUUUCUUAUGCCUUGAUUGAACGGCUGACUUGGCAUGGGCUUGGUGACCUGAUCAAUAAGUUCCGGGAGGAAAAGCUCGGCCUUGCACCUCUUAAUUUAAUGUGGGCAACUGGGCUAAUCACAAGGCUGAAGAUUCCAUAUACGUAUUGCUGGUCUCCUAUGCUCUUGCCGAAGCCCAAGGACUGGGGUUCUCAUAUCUCGGUUUCAGGCUUCCUCUUUCUUCCUCCUGGGGAUUGCUACACACCACCGCCUGAUCUGGUAAAAUUCCUGGAAGCUGGAGAUCCUCCGGUUUACAUCGGGUUUGGAUCUAUUGUUGUGGAUAAUCCAGAUGCAAUGACAUCCAUGAUCUUCGAAGCAGUUAGACGAGCCGGCGUUCGAGCGGUGGUAUCGAAGGGUUGGGGAGGUCUUGGUAACACAAAUUUGGAGCUUCCGAAAAAUAUUUUUCUCCUUGGAAAUAUUCCACAUACAUGGCUUUUCGAGCGAGUGUCAGUUGUUGUGCAUCAUGGAGGCGCAGGAACAACUGCAGCAAGUCUUUCGUCAGGCAAGCCGACUGUCAUUGUUCCUUUCUUUGGAGAUCAACAUUUCUGGGGAGAGAUGGUUGCAAAUGCAGACGCGGGUUCACGUCCAAUUCAGUACCGAGAACAAACGGCUGACAAACUCGCACAACGAAUCAAAGAAGCGUUGCAUCCAGAAUCGAGAAUAAGGGCCAGGCAGACUGCUCUGAGGCUGCAGCAAGAGCAGGGCUGUGAGAAUGCAGCAAGAAGCUUUCACGACUCUCUCCCGGAGAAGCACUCAAGAUGCUCAAUUCUUUCAGAGAGGGUUGCUGCAUGGGAAAUAAACCGCACACAAGGUUCUGGGACUCAGCUGAGUCCCCUUGCUGCGGCUGUUCUGCUUCACAGGGGGUUGAUUAGCGUCAAAGAAAUUUCCAUACACCGACACCAAGAAUAUCAUAUCGAAGAUCGACCCGUUGAUCCCAUCACUGGAGGCGCGAUCGCUUUCUUAGGGUCCUUUGGCGAUGUUGCGUACGAGACUUUUAAUUUGCCUGUGCAGAUAUUUAGAGGAGUCUUCAAUGGAACGGCGAAAGUUAUCAAAAAGAUGGAUAACUCUGAUCGCUCUCAUCGAAUAGAGGUGGAGCAUCGAAGAGGGGAUGCUAUCUCUCAAAACCCUACCGUUGCGCCGUUUCAGACGCAUGGUAAGGGACGGCAUGACGAAUUUGGGGACUCUUGGGAGGACAUAUUAAACCAAUCUCUUGAAGUGGUCAUCACAACGGGCAAAGGAAUGGGCCGCCUCACCAAAGCCUAUCUCUCUUCUCCUCUUCAUUUCAGUCUUGGCCUUGCUCGGGGGUUUCAAAGUAUCCCACUCGCAUAUGGCGACACGAUGGUGAGGGAGCAGGAGAAAGUGAGGGGGGUUGCAAGCGGGGUCAGAGUCGGCGCCAAGGAACUGGCGUAUGGGUUCUACGACGGCAUAACUGGUCUAGUCACGCAGCCUAUUCGUGGCGCUCAAGAAAACGGUACCAUUGGAGCAAUCGCAGGUAUUGGGAAGGGAGUUGGAGGCUUGGUUCUCAAGCCUGGAGCAGGGUUGUUUGGACUUCCAGCCUAUUCCCUGCAAGGUAUUUCUGUGGGGUUGCACAAAUUGUUUGCAGCUGAUUAUGAUGGACAUAUUGAGCUUAGUCGGUUAGUUCAAGGGAGAGAAGAGAUGGCUUUCUACAGUGAGGAACAGCAGGAGGAAGUUGUAAGGGCUUGGGAAAUGAUCUGCUCUUCUGAUGGUGUGUCAGAUCAAGAUUAG